UUGAUUGACAGUGCUAGCACCAUGGAUAGACUUUCCGUUCCUUGGAUGCAUCGAUUUGAUCAAUCUUUUCGUCUUCUCCUGUGCUCAUUGGUGUCUGGUCAUUGGGGGGCCUUGGCUGCCUUCCGAACCCUUCAGCGCUCCCAAUCUGGGGAAGAAGCAAGGCAGGGAUUCAACUGGCAGAGUUUCACAGUGAACCUGUGUUCUCAAGAACCUGUGCUCAAAGGGCCUGAGAAGACCCUCACCUUAAAACCAUUACUGCUACUGCUUCCAGUGUUGUGUCAAAGAAAUCUCUUUUCCCUGCUGCUUACAGUACAGUCUGCAGUACCAAAAGACUGCCUCAUCCGUCUACUCCAGGCCUCUAGACAAGAUCCCAGCCCAGACCAAUGGGUGCAAAGACUGAGGGAUUUAUUACAAGUGGGGAUGCAAGAGAAGAGCUCUUUGAUGCCAGUCCUGCUAUCAGAUACAUGUCAGCAGCGGCUGAAAGGUCUGUGCCAGAAGGUUAUGACUCCUCGUUGCAGCAAACCUAGUUUAGAAAGAAAACUAAGCUGGUUUGUUAAACAGGCAGAUCCCUGCUUAAUGCUAGCUGGAGAUGCUCUUGGCUCUGUGUCUCAAACUAGGAAAAAAAAGAAGCUAGCUGAGGAACCUUUGGGUCCUGAAGAAGAGAGACAGAGAAAGAGGUCCCGAUUGGAAGAUGAACUGGAUACAGAACUUCCUAGACGGCAUGCUGUACUGCAGGGAGUUGGUGCAGCUAGCACAGGGACUGAGGUCAUGAUGGAGGUUUUUGGAAAUGAAGAUGUUCACAGUCUAAGCUACAAUGUCUGUCAAAGUUCUGUGAAGGAGGAUGCAGUGGAAAGGAGAGAUGCCAAUCAGAGCCCUCAACAGGACACAGCAGCCGAGGUUCCUGAUCAUAUUAAGGUGCAUGUACCCAAACUUAAGGAACUGCUAGAGAUGCAGUUUGAUCAUUCUGAUGGGAAUGCCCCUCUUCAGCUGCAGGUUCUGAAUGAGUGUACUCCAAGCCAGUUGGAAGGACUGUGCUCUUUACUGCAGCUCUCAGAGUGCCCGGAGAAUGAACUUCUGCAGUUUUGUACUUGGUUAGUGGCACUCUCUCCUGAUCUUGGCUAUAGUAAUGCAGCAGUACUUGCUGGAAAACUUUUCCUACCUCGGGUUCUCUUGCUGACUGAGCCACCCUCCUGGUCCCUCACAACUGCCCUAAUGAUGUUCUGCUCCAAAUAUGCUCGCCCGGUCUGUUGCACCUUGAUUUCUUCAAUUGUACAGGCCCCAGGAAAAGGCCAUGAGCAGAUGAAGUUAGUGUGCAAACUAAUUGAGGAGUGUUUGGAGCCUGAAUAUGUGCGGCUGGUAUUCAGCCAUAUUAUAGAGGUGCCAUGGUCAGAAGAUCUCUUUACGGUUGUGCAUUCUUUGCUGGAAAGACAGGUGGAAUUGUCUACUGAGCUUUUCAACACAUUAGUUCUAAAUCUUUGCCAGAUGGCUCAAGAAUUUGCCACAUCAAUGCAUUACGCAAAGCUGCUUCUGAGUCUGCUGACCAAAUACGAAAGCAGUAUUACAUUGGCCCACCAGCAUCGCUUAUCUGGUGCUCUGGACAACAACAAAACUAUCUUAAAGAAGUCUCUCCAGGUUGCAUUAAAACGAAUGACUUCCAGAUGAAAAACGGACUUGAAUGCCUUUCCCUGUGUGGGGAAUGCAAGAAGGCAACCCUGUUCUUUAUUGCUUGUAACUCCAAGAUGGAAAUGACUAAAGGCUCCUUCAGAUGCUGAAGAAUCAUAUAUGUCCUAUAUCUCUUGAACUAUUCACUUUUUUGCUU
Messenger RNA from Elgaria multicarinata webbii, 1819 nucleotides. RefSeq names its product FA complementation group E (gene FANCE). Gene Ontology annotation, cellular component: Fanconi anaemia nuclear complex. The coding region runs from base 22 to 1662 and encodes 546 amino acids. Gene Ontology annotation, biological process: interstrand cross-link repair. The transcript has 10 exons. The record is from RefSeq and is a predicted model, not a curated record. NCBI's taxonomy places the organism in Eukaryota, Metazoa, Chordata, Lepidosauria, Squamata, Anguidae.